AUGAGUCUCGUUCGUGCCACCAUUGGCUUCUUCGCUGCCAACACGAACAAAGAGAUGGAUGCCAUCCUUGUCGACCUCACAGGUCUCUUCAUUCUUCCAGUGGCGAAGAACAUGGCCACGUCGAGCGCGACCCUCCUACCGCCACCUAUCAGUGCGGCCGCGUACGAGAUGAUGACGGAGGCUGUAAGGCAUUGGAACCUCUCAUUACUCGCUAUCGAGCAUACCGCGUGGAUGCCGGAAGUGCUGGACUGCACCAUCGAGGCUCUUCCCCAUCUCACCGAAGUGGGCCAGGCUCAGUAUGAGAGGACCAUCACGGCGAUGCUGAGGUUUCUGCGCAAUAUCCUCCUCUGGGGAGAUCCGGACACAUCGCGUGGGGACAAUGCCCCGGAGCUAGUCCAGCUCCAAAAGCAAGCGCAGGCAAUCAUGUGGGAAAAGCAGCUGCCGCGAGGGCAAGCCCUGCCGCGCUUGAUCAAGAUUCUCGCCAUGAUGCUGGUUGUCGCCGCUCCGAACAAUCCGAGCCGCGGCGAGGUGGUUCCCACCGUUGCGGAGGUGUAUCGGACACUACUCACUGGCCCGUUCGAGUGGGCUGCUUCUCAGCAGAUUCCCCCGAGCCUGCUGUCUUUGCCUGCCCCGUGCGGGGGGGCGCUCGUUGGUGAGUACGACCCUGCCAAAGUGUUACAGCAGCUCAAGAUGGAGAAAGGCGACUCACGGAGAUUCACCAAGACAGUCAUCGGAGUCGCUGAGUGCUUUGCUGCCGCCCUCAAGCGGACACCGUUGGCAGGCUGA
Symbiodinium sp. CCMP2592 is the source of this 786-nucleotide messenger RNA. NCBI's taxonomy places the organism in Eukaryota, Dinophyceae, Suessiales, Symbiodiniaceae. The record is from the annotation of a GenBank genome assembly.